CUUUCAAUCUUCAACGAGGGUCAAUGGUCUUUGUUCAAGAAUAACCCGUGUGUUCACAUUCCUGGGCAGCUUCUAUCUUCUUCCUCUCGACAGAUUCGGGUCGUCAACAUAUUUUCCCAGUCUGCAGUCCUUUCCUUUGCGCACCACUUCUCCUCAGUAGACAUCACGAAGUGGUUCGCCUAACGACUGUAUUCGAAUACUAGGUCAACUUAACUUACUUGGACCUCAACGGAACCUAUCCCGCUAGCCUGUCCCAACAAUGGGGUUCGGAGUGAUUGACCCUCAUAAGGUGAAGAAAAAUGGAUAUGUUGAGGCGAACGACUAUGCGCUGCCAUAUCUGAGUAGUCACUUUGAAGAAAACAGUCUUAAGGAUGACAACCUUAACAUGUUGCAGCAUGUCAACUGCAGCUACUUAUCAACUCCUGGGAGGCCGCCAACUUUGGAAGCACUGAAGAAACAUGCGCAGUCGCUGACUGUACUCAUUUCGCAGUUCGCUCCCUCAUCAGGCCCAGGCGAGAUCAACAACGCAAGAUCCCAAGACCCCCAAGCUCGGCGAUUCAACAGGGAUGAGGCAUUUGACUGGCUGAAUGAUCUUCAGACACCCUACAGCAAUGCAGAUCGCGCACACCAUCGCCCCCUCAACAGCCUGACCAACCGAGUCAAGAGCAACAGCGACAUCGACGGUGUCCAAUACCACUGUCCACUGGAGGAGCAUCCCAUAUUGCCUCAACAGCCGAAAAGUGAGUCUGCGAAGCUGUUCAAGAAAGAACGACAGUUCAGGCUCCAUGCCAGACACACCAACCUGUUGAUGCAUGCGAAUGAAUGCCUCGAAAUGCUUGACCAUGAGUUUUCGGCGACGGGGGGCCUGCUGUCGAUACUGCCGACGCAGCAAGGACUCGAAGCAAAGCAGUUGGAAUCCGUGAAGGACACUCUCGUGGGCCAAUGGCUUGUCUUCACCCAGCAGCUCAUAUGUCGAAUGCAUGAGCUAGAAAUAGCCUAUGCCAACAGCCUGGAUCUCCUCAAGGGUGAAGCAGUCGUUCCCAUGCAGCAUCUGAGCAUCCAUGGGCCAGAUGGACGGUCCGGAAGGACGAUUGUGUUUCCCCAGGAUCGUUGGAUCCUGGCCAACGCUGGAGACGACGUCCUUCAGUUCCUGCACCAGAGUCUGGACAAGAAGGAGAUCAGCGCCGGCGAUAUCGAAAAACAGCAAAAAGCUAUGGGCGUCAUCGGCGAAACGUUGAUUGGGUCAACUGCGACGGCACGCGGCAUUGUCCAUCUCGAUCUCAACACGAGAUUCUACCGGAUCAAAGGAGACCAGCGCGGCCCCAUUUACGUCCUGCCAGCCUAUGCUGACCGCCCAGGGACUGCUUAUACCCGGGAGAUGGAGAGCAGGCCAACUAUAGUCGCGAUACCGACGCCCAAGUUUCCUGAGCGCGUCAGCGAGUGGGAAAGGAAAUCCCAAGGAAUGGAACAGCAGCUGCAGAGCCUCAAGGACGAAGUCAACAAGCUGCGCCGACAGAACGACUCGGUUCACAAGGAAAACGGGCAGCUCGAGGCGGAAGCGGACAGCCUGCGCAGGGUUCUCGACAGGUACAAGAAGACGUUCGACACGCCUGAAGGGAAGGCCGCCCAGAAGGACAUUGACCACUGGAAGCGGAGACUGGACGAGCUCGGGAACCAGUUGCAUGUGGAACAAGGCCUCGCAGGCAUAUUGCAGACACAGAUCGAUGCGCUUACGCCAAACGAGUAUUCGUGGAAGAACGUGGCAGGCGAGUUGCCUCGGGAUGUGGAUGGCAAUAUUACAAACAAAGCUAUGAAGGGGAUGUUGGAGACUAUGAAGAAGGUCUCGCAUGAGAAUAACUCUUUGAGACAGAGACUUGCCAGACUUGAGACUGCCUGUCGUAAGACCUGAGCAGGCAGAGUUGAAAGAGGUAAUUUAACCAGCUAGGUUGCGCAACGUAGGGUUAGCAUAGCAUUAGUAGUGGGAUUUUCUGGAAUUGCCAAAUUUGACACUUCAUCAGCAAACUUCCUGGUCCAAAUACUACCGUAGUACUACAAGUCAUCAUCUGGUCAUCGAGGCGACCAGAUUGCCGACCGUCCCUCUCAAUGCUUCAAUUUUGUUGUGAUGAUGAGGUGGGACAAGAC
Pseudomassariella vexata is the source of this 2142-nucleotide messenger RNA. RefSeq lists its product as uncharacterized. The transcript has a single exon. The record is from RefSeq and is a predicted model, not a curated record. The coding region runs from base 260 to 1909 and encodes 549 amino acids. Lineage: Eukaryota; Fungi; Ascomycota; Sordariomycetes; Amphisphaeriales; Pseudomassariaceae.